UUAUUCUCCUCCUGAAUUAAUAAACACUUGAACUCUCACAAACUCGAUCGUUUGAAAUGCGGAACAGAUACACAUUAAACAGCGUCAAUUUACUGCAUAUCAAUCGAACCUUGCAGUAAUGUAUAUAGCAAUUAGCAAGUAUAUAUAUAGUUUGUAAAAGUAGAUGCGUCGUCGUAGAUCGUCGUGGCUGUUUGAGCAUGAAAGUUAAGUAACUCGUCAUCAAAAUGCGAUGCUUCUGAGUGAUAUUAUUGCAAGACGAAGGACCACGCGUCUUUGAUACCCUCUCUAGCUAAUCUCUAUCUUUCUGCAUGUCUUUGCCACGGUAUAACGAAGCCCUACCUAGUUUCGUAUAUAUAUAUGUGCAACGACACGCUAUAAAUUUAUGAAUAACCACCACCAAUAAGUAUAUCUCCGUAGACAUAAAAAAAAAAAAAAAAAAGCAAGCAAAGUGAAUCAUGGAGAUGAACAGAAGGAGAUCAUCAAGAGGGUUCAUGAUAGCUAAGCUAAUACCCUUUUGCAAAUCUGGGAAACCUCUCACUCCUUCCCAAGACUUUUAUAAUAAUGUUCAUAGUUACACUUCGUCCACUAUGACUUCCUACGCUCAUCGACCUGAUAUCAGUAACUACGUAACUACCACUACACCUCUCCCUCCUAAAGUUAGCUUCCUCCUUCAACCAUCCUUGGCUCAUGAGGGUAAGGAUAUGGAAAAGAAGCUGAACACAAUGGCAGAGAAGCUGAUCGGUAGGGGGAUGAAUGGUGUGGAAGAGUGCGUUGACGCUAGAGCCGCUUCAUAUAUAUCUUCGGUUCGAGAAAGGUUUAAGCUGGACCAUUGUGAGAGACGACUGACGACUGUUAUUAGCUUAGAUGAAGAAGAUUGACCAUUAUAUAGCUAGGAUUUAGGUGCAGCUCGUUGACCUAUAUAUAUUAUGACAUUGAAAUAAAAUGAAUUUAAAUAAUUACAAUUAAUUAGAAAAAUGCAGUAGAAAAGGAAAUAAUGAUGUACUCGCGCGCCAGUCUCCACACAAAAGGAAGGGAUAAUUAUAUAUCAGAAAAGAGAGGGAGAAGGUACAGCAAAGGCU
This is a messenger RNA of Capsella rubella, 1079 nucleotides long. RefSeq lists its product as uncharacterized. The record is from RefSeq and is a predicted model, not a curated record. NCBI's taxonomy places the organism in Eukaryota, Viridiplantae, Streptophyta, Magnoliopsida, Brassicales, Brassicaceae. The transcript is spliced from 2 exons. The coding region runs from base 456 to 878 and encodes 140 amino acids.